Lemur catta (Ring-tailed lemur) is the source of this 3750-nucleotide messenger RNA. RefSeq names its product potassium channel tetramerization domain containing 10 (gene KCTD10). The coding region runs from base 107 to 1057 and encodes 316 amino acids. The transcript is spliced from 7 exons. Gene Ontology annotation, cellular component: Cul3-RING ubiquitin ligase complex. The record is from RefSeq and is a predicted model, not a curated record. Gene Ontology annotation, biological process: protein homooligomerization; negative regulation of Rho protein signal transduction; protein ubiquitination. Gene Ontology annotation, molecular function: protein binding; ubiquitin-protein transferase activity. Lineage: Eukaryota; Metazoa; Chordata; Mammalia; Primates; Lemuridae.
CGGAAGUUCCCGCCCCGGCUCCGCCUCCGCCCCCGGCUCGCGUGAGCUGGGUGUUUCCUGCCUCUCUCAGUCCGGGUUUGGAGACUCCGGCGUCCUCCGACUUUUCAUGGAAGAGAUGUCAGGAGAAAGUGUGGUGAGCUCAGCGGUGCCAGCGGCUGCUACCCGCACCACUUCCUUCAAGGGCACGAGCCCCAGCUCCAAAUACGUGAAGCUGAAUGUGGGUGGAGCCCUCUACUACACCACCAUGCAGACGCUCACCAAGCAGGACACCAUGCUGAAGGCCAUGUUCAGCGGGCGCAUGGAAGUGCUCACUGACAGUGAAGGCUGGAUCCUCAUUGACCGGUGCGGGAAGCACUUUGGUACGAUACUCAACUACCUUCGAGACGGGGCAGUCCCUUUGCCCGAGAGCCGCCGGGAGAUCGAGGAGCUGCUAGCGGAAGCCAAGUACUACCUGGUCCAGGGCCUGGUGGAAGAGUGCCAGGCAGCCCUGCAACAGAACAAAGAUACUUAUGAGCCUUUCUGCAAGGUUCCUGUGAUCACCUCAUCCAAGGAAGAGCAAAAACUUAUAGCGACUUCAAAUAAGCCAGCCGUGAAAUUGCUCUACAACAGAAGUAACAACAAAUACUCAUAUACCAGCAAUUCUGACGACAAUAUGUUGAAAAACAUUGAACUGUUUGAUAAGCUGUCUCUACGUUUUAACGGAAGGGUCCUGUUCAUAAAGGAUGUUAUUGGGGAUGAAAUCUGCUGCUGGUCCUUUUAUGGCCAGGGCCGCAAGAUUGCCGAAGUCUGUUGCACCUCCAUCGUCUAUGCCACUGAGAAGAAACAGACCAAGGUUGAGUUCCCUGAAGCGCGGAUUUAUGAAGAGACCCUGAACAUUUUGCUGUAUGAGGCCCAGGAUGGCCGAGGACCUGACAAUGCGCUCCUGGAGGCCACAGGCGGGGCAGCCGGGCGCUCCCACCACCUGGAUGAGGACGAGGAGCGGGAACGGGAGCGAAUCGAGCGUGUGCGGCGGAUCCACAUCAAGCGCCCAGACGACCGGGCCCACCUCCACCAGUGAGCAGGCGAGCCGACCCAGCCACCCUCUCCUGCCGCCCCCUUCCUCCCCGCCAUGCCACCCUCAGAUCCUAUGCGGGCUCCCGGGCACCUUCCACUUCCCCUGGAGCCUGGAGAUCCUUUUGUAACAAGCCAGAUAAUUAUUUUGAUACUUCUUGAGAAGGUGAAUUGAUUGUCUCGACCCAAGUCUAUGCAGCCCUUUUGUGGAGCGAGCUGUGUCUAAGGUCUCUACUUUUCAUGAGAGUCCGGGAACCGUUGGAGCCAGGCUUUCUUGGUUCUCGGAGGAAAAGUAUGAAUGAGCGUGAAGUGUAUGUGAGAACUUUUGUUCGCACUAUUUAUUUUUGUGGGUGUUGACGAUGUAUUUGGGCUUUUGGGUGACGUUCCCUGAAGGGUUCAGUUUGACAGUUCCAAGAGGAGUUCUGCAGUUGGUGGCCACCGAGGUGUCUGAGCAACCUAUUUCAUACAUCACAACCCGCCAGCCCCAGCAGAUAGGCUCCUGCUUCAUGUGUGUUUUGCCCCAGCACAAUGUCCACUGCUUUGCUAGAAGUUCAUUCUGCCACGUGGUUUUGUGCCUAGACCUUGUUGAUAAUUGCAGCUUGUAGCAGUGGAAAUGUGACCUAAUAAGCCUCUGAGUUGUUGUCACUAGUGUAGCUUUGGGUGCAAAGCUUUCUUUAAGGAGCAAGCCUUUUGCUGCCUUGACUGGUCUUUGGUUUAGUGCUGGCUGGGACCCCACGUGCCUGCCUAGGAGCAGAGUGUUCCCUGGAGGUGAGUGUUUCGUCUGCUCCUGGCUCCUUCAGUUGUUCUCCCUGUUGCCCUGCUCGGUUCCAGGAAGGCCAUCUGACCCCGUGACAGGCGUAGCUCACAAACUACUCCUCCAAGGGAUCGGCGCCUUCCCCAUGAAGCUGGGCAUACUGCUGCAAGUGGAUGCCCUGCCCUUGGCUUAGAAAUGCAGUGUGGCCCAGACUCUUUGUCCUCCCCCUGCAUCCAAGCAGGGGACAAUCCCCGCAAUACCAGCCCCCAGGGAGCUUCCCUGCUGUAAACACAGCCAUCACCUGGAGAUCCCCUUCUUGUCUUUGCCUCUGAUUCCUACACAGUCUAGAGUGGCCAGCAGUGUACAGGUAGAGAGAACGUGCAGAUAGCUUUGGGUCUGGUCUGUGUCGGUGUUGCCGUUUGUGUAAAGGGAUGUGUGCGACUGUUGACGGGGGAACGUGUGCUUGUGGGGCACAGGUGGCCUGCGCUGGAGUCUGGCUGUCUGCCUGGUGCUCGCGUAGGACGGAUGUUCUCAGUUACCUACCUCCCAGCUCCUCUGUGCCUGCAAAGGAGCAGAAGUGAGUUGUGACUAAUAUGGGUUGUUGAGACUAGACUAGGUAGAGUAGUUAUGAGGAGCUGUGCAUGUGUGUUAGGUGAUGGAUGGGUUUGUCUGCAUAUCAAGGGAGUUCGUUACAGUUUUAUACCAAAGGUAUUAACAUGGGCAGCCUUUGACACAUGUAUUCCAAAAAAUGAGUUUAUAUUUUGAAAUGGUUUUUACAGCUUAGACUUUGAACGUACUGCCCUGCCUGUGACAGUUGUAUGCCUUUAUUUUGUACCCAGCAGCAAAGCCUACAAUAAAAACUGUAAAACAAUCAUGACUGAGCAUAAAACCCGUGCAUUGGGUAGAUACUUUUUAAACUGUUGUGUGGGAAACUUUUAUAUUAGGCCAUUUGGAUUUUAUUAAGUGCUGUGAAAAGAGGGCUUACAAAAUAACGUUUCAUAAAUAUUUUAUACUGUUUAAGUUUUAAACACCAACCCUUUUGGGUUGCACUUUUUUAGAACAUUAAAGUGAAUGUCAGUUUCUGAUGUUUUCUGUAGGAAUGGAAAAGCCAUUGUAUAAAUUGUUUUUUAAAUGUUUGUGUCUGAAGAAGUUGUUUGUGGAACAAUCUGUUUUAUCUUGGCUUCUAUGCCUUAUGAGCUAAUGUUUCUGGCAGCUCUAACUUCACUUUUCCUCUCCCCUUGCACCUGUAGUUUUGAAUCUUUGCCUCUUUGGAAUAUGAGCAGGUUCGUAAAACAUUCCGUGGUGGGUGAUACUGUUAGCUGCACAUGGCCGUGAGCUGACAGACCGUGUUGGCUGGUCCAAGCGCUUAUCAAAUAUACUCUAUAAUAUGGAACUGAUUUUUCUUAUGUUAGCACUAAGGGCAAAAGUCAAUAUGUAUAAUUUAAGAACCAUCCAAGUGAAAAACACUGGCCUAAAAUUUGGCACAAAGAGUAAAGUUUUAUUACAUUGUAAUAGCUUGCAAUUUGAAAAGCAGCAGCAGCUUUUAGUCUGUUGUAAUCAAGUUUUUUUUUUUUUUUUUUUAAUAAGUCAUCUGAUUGUGGUGACCGGGAGGCUGGACCCAAGAGAAUUGCUUACGUAUCUUCUGUCACCCUCCUGUGGUGGAUUAGCCCGUGCAGGUACCUCAGGCCCCUGUUCAGGUGUAUGUGCUGUUCCUUACAGCCGCUAUUCAGGACCGAAGUGUGAACAACACUCAGCCCUUCCUCUCGAGUGUGUGCUGUCUUUAGGGCUCCACCCAACGUCACUGUAACACAUUGAAGUGUCGUUAAUUAAUCUCUGUCCCUCUGUGCUAUGAAAAGAUGCUGUAAGUUUUAGAAGUAGUCACUGUAUGUUGUACAAGCAUUUGUGGACACAUGUAAAAUAAAAGUUAUAUAAUGCUUCUAUUUAAA